Molecule: messenger RNA, 8920 nt
Organism: Mastomys coucha (southern multimammate mouse)
Lineage: Eukaryota; Metazoa; Chordata; Mammalia; Rodentia; Muridae
Product: sodium channel protein type 2 subunit alpha
Exons: 27
Coding region: 298-6318 (2006 amino acids)
Biological process (GO): sodium ion transmembrane transport; membrane depolarization during action potential; neuronal action potential
Cellular component (GO): voltage-gated sodium channel complex; axon; plasma membrane
Molecular function (GO): protein binding; voltage-gated sodium channel activity
Source: RefSeq, a predicted model, not a curated record
GCAUGCUGUUUUCUGACAGUGGGUACCAUCGAGUGAGUGAGUGUCAGAACAGAAAGCUAAGGCAGAAGCUGAGAGCAUGCAGUGAUCGCCCUGUCUUGGCUUUUCCUCUUUAGUAAGAAUAUUAUUAUGGCACAUGUGAGAUUUUACUUUCUGCUGUAGGCUGAAUUCUAGAAACCGUCAUUGGCGACUGUUAUAUUCAAGACGCACAUGGAUUCUGUGCUAUGAUUACCAUUCCCUUUAUUUCAGCACUUUCUUAUGCGAGGAGCUAAACAGUGAUUAAAGAAGCAGGAUGAAAAGAUGGCACAAUCAGUGCUGGUACCGCCAGGACCUGACAGCUUCCGCUUCUUUACCAGGGAAUCCCUUGCUGCUAUUGAACAACGCAUUGCAGAAGAGAAAGCUAAGAGACCCAAACAGGAACGCAAGGACGAAGAUGAUGAAAAUGGCCCAAAGCCAAACAGUGACUUGGAAGCAGGAAAAUCCCUUCCUUUUAUUUAUGGAGACAUUCCUCCAGAGAUGGUGUCAGAGCCCCUGGAGGACCUGGAUCCCUACUAUAUCAAUAAGAAAACCUUUAUAGUAUUGAAUAAAGGGAAAGCAAUCUCCCGGUUCAGCGCCACCUCCGCCCUGUACAUUUUAACUCCCUUCAACCCCAUUAGAAAAAUAGCUAUUAAGAUUUUGGUACAUUCUUUAUUCAAUGUGCUUAUCAUGUGCACAAUUCUUACCAACUGUGUAUUUAUGACCAUGAGUAACCCUCCAGACUGGACAAAGAAUGUGGAGUAUACUUUUACAGGAAUUUAUACUUUUGAAUCACUUAUUAAAAUACUUGCAAGGGGCUUUUGUCUAGAAGAUUUCACAUUUCUACGGGAUCCCUGGAAUUGGCUGGAUUUCACAGUCAUUACUUUUGCAUAUGUGACAGAGUUUGUGGACCUGGGCAAUGUCUCAGCGCUGAGAACGUUCAGAGUUCUCCGAGCAUUGAAAACAAUAUCAGUCAUUCCAGGCCUGAAGACCAUCGUGGGGGCCCUGAUACAGUCGGUGAAGAAGCUGUCUGACGUCAUGAUCCUCACUGUGUUCUGUCUCAGUGUGUUCGCACUAAUUGGGCUGCAGCUCUUCAUGGGCAACCUGCGGAAUAAAUGCUUGCAGUGGCCCCCAGACAAUUCUACCUUUGACAUGAACAUCACUUCCUUCUAUAAUAAUUCAUUGGAUUGGAAUGGUACUGCCUUCAAUAGGACAAUGAACAUGUUUAACUGGGAUGAAUAUAUUGAAGAUAAAAGUCACUUUUAUUUUUUGGAAGGACAAAACGAUGCUCUGCUUUGUGGCAACAGCUCAGAUGCUGGCCAGUGUCCGGAAGGAUACAUCUGUGUGAAGGCUGGGAGAAACCCCAACUACGGCUAUACGAGUUUUGAUACCUUCAGCUGGGCCUUCUUGUCCUUAUUUCGUCUUAUGACUCAAGACUUCUGGGAAAACCUUUAUCAGCUGACCUUGCGUGCUGCUGGGAAAACAUAUAUGAUAUUUUUUGUGCUCGUGAUUUUCUUGGGUUCAUUCUACUUAAUAAACUUGAUCCUGGCUGUGGUGGCCAUGGCCUACGAGGAACAGAACCAGGCCACACUGGAGGAAGCUGAACAAAAGGAGGCGGAGUUUCAGCAGAUGCUGGAGCAACUUAAGAAGCAGCAGGAAGAGGCUCAGGCAGCAGCUGCCGCAGCGUCCGCAGAAUCCAGAGACUUCAGCGGAGCAGGUGGGAUAGGCGUUUUCUCGGAGAGUUCUUCAGUAGCAUCAAAGUUAAGUUCCAAGAGUGAAAAGGAGCUGAAAAACAGAAGAAAGAAAAAGAAACAGAAAGAGCAGGCUGGAGAGGAAGAGAAGGAAGAUGCAGUGAGGAAAUCUGCCUCUGAAGACAGCAUACGAAAGAAAGGCUUCCGGUUUUCCCUAGAAGGAAGUAGACUGACCUACGAGAAGAGGUUUUCCUCUCCACACCAGUCUCUCUUGAGCAUCAGAGGCUCCCUUUUUUCUCCAAGACGCAACAGUAGAGCAAGCCUUUUCAGCUUCAAAGGUCGAGUGAAGGAUAUUGGUUCUGAAAAUGACUUCGCCGACGAUGAACACAGCACGUUUGAGGACAACGACAGCAGGAGAGACUCCCUAUUUGUACCACACAGACAUGGAGAAAGACGUCCCAGCAACGUCAGCCAAGCCAGCCGUGCCUCCCGGGGAAUACCCACUCUCCCCAUGAAUGGGAAGAUGCACAGUGCAGUGGAUUGCAAUGGCGUGGUCUCCCUGGUUGGAGGCCCUUCUGCGCUCACAUCUCCUGUGGGACAGCUACUACCAGAGGGCACAACUACUGAGACAGAAAUAAGGAAGAGGAGGUCCAGUUCUUACCAUGUUUCUAUGGACUUGUUGGAAGACCCUACAUCAAGGCAAAGAGCAAUGAGCAUGGCCAGCAUUCUGACCAACACUAUGGAAGAACUUGAAGAAUCCAGACAGAAAUGCCCUCCCUGCUGGUAUAAAUUUGCUAAUAUGUGCCUGAUUUGGGACUGUUGUAAGCCAUGGCUAAAGGUAAAACACGUUGUCAAUCUGGUAGUGAUGGAUCCAUUUGUUGACCUGGCCAUCACCAUCUGCAUUGUGUUAAACACUCUCUUCAUGGCCAUGGAGCACUACCCCAUGACUGAGCAGUUCAGCAGUGUGCUGUCUGUUGGGAAUUUGGUCUUCACUGGGAUCUUCACAGCUGAAAUGUUUCUCAAGAUUAUAGCUAUGGAUCCAUAUUAUUACUUCCAAGAAGGCUGGAAUAUCUUUGAUGGCUUUAUAGUGAGCCUUAGUUUAAUGGAGCUCGGCUUGGCAAAUGUGGAAGGAUUGUCAGUUCUCCGAUCAUUCCGGCUGCUUAGAGUCUUCAAAUUGGCAAAAUCCUGGCCCACACUGAAUAUGCUCAUUAAGAUCAUUGGCAACUCAGUGGGUGCACUGGGCAACCUGACCCUGGUGUUGGCCAUCAUUGUCUUCAUUUUUGCCGUGGUCGGCAUGCAGCUGUUUGGAAAGAGCUACAAGGAGUGUGUCUGCAAGAUUUCCAAUGAUUGUGAACUCCCACGCUGGCACAUGCACGACUUCUUCCACUCCUUCCUGAUCGUGUUCCGUGUGCUGUGUGGGGAGUGGAUAGAGACCAUGUGGGAUUGCAUGGAGGUCGCGGGCCAGACCAUGUGCCUUACUGUCUUCAUGAUGGUCAUGGUGAUUGGGAACCUUGUCGUUCUGAACCUCUUCUUGGCCUUACUCCUCAGUUCUUUCAGCUCGGACAACCUGGCUGCCACAGAUGACGAUAACGAAAUGAACAACCUCCAGAUAGCCGUGGGAAGGAUGCAGAAGGGAAUUGACUUUGUUAAAAGGAAGAUUCGUGAGUUCAUUCAGAAAGCCUUUGUCGGAAAGCAGAAAGCUUUAGAUGAAAUCAAACCCCUUGAAGAUCUGAAUAACAAGAAAGACAGUUGUAUCUCCAACCACACAACCAUAGAAAUAGGCAAGGACCUCAAUUACCUCAAAGAUGGAAAUGGGACGACCAGUGGCAUAGGAAGCAGUGUGGAGAAGUACGUGGUAGAUGAGAGUGAUUACAUGUCGUUCAUAAACAACCCCAGCCUCACUGUGACCGUGCCCAUUGCCGUUGGAGAGUCUGACUUUGAAAACUUAAAUACAGAAGAAUUCAGCAGUGAAUCAGAUAUGGAAGAAAGCAAGGAGAAAUUGAAUGCAACUAGUUCAUCUGAGGGCAGUACAGUUGAUAUAGGUGCUCCGGCAGAGGGAGAGCAACCAGAAGCUGAACCAGAAGAGUCCCUUGAGCCAGAAGCCUGUUUCACAGAAGACUGUGUGAGAAAGUUCAAGUGUUGUCAGAUAAGCAUAGAAGAGGGCAAAGGCAAACUCUGGUGGAACUUGAGGAAAACGUGCUACAAGAUAGUAGAGCACAACUGGUUUGAAACCUUCAUCGUCUUCAUGAUUCUACUCAGCAGCGGUGCUCUGGCCUUUGAAGACAUUUACAUCGAGCAGCGAAAGACCAUCAAGACCAUGCUGGAAUAUGCUGACAAGGUCUUCACGUACAUCUUCAUCCUAGAGAUGCUUCUAAAGUGGGUUGCAUAUGGAUUCCAAAUGUACUUCACCAAUGCCUGGUGCUGGCUGGACUUCCUGAUCGUUGAUGUCUCACUGGUUAGCUUAACUGCAAAUGCCUUGGGCUACUCAGAACUUGGUGCCAUCAAAUCUCUCCGAACAUUAAGAGCACUGAGGCCUCUACGAGCCUUAUCCCGAUUUGAAGGAAUGAGGGUUGUUGUAAAUGCUCUCCUAGGCGCCAUCCCAUCCAUAAUGAAUGUACUUCUGGUCUGCCUGAUCUUUUGGCUAAUAUUCAGUAUCAUGGGAGUGAAUCUCUUUGCUGGCAAGUUCUAUCAUUGCAUCAACUACACCACUGGGGAAAUGUUUGAUGUGAGCGUGGUCAACAACUACAGUGAAUGCCAAGCUCUCAUAGACAGCAAUCAGACAGCCAGGUGGAAGAAUGUGAAAGUCAACUUCGACAAUGUGGGACUUGGAUAUCUUUCUCUGCUUCAAGUAGCCACAUUUAAAGGAUGGAUGGAUAUCAUGUAUGCAGCUGUUGACUCAAGAAAUGUAGAACUGCAACCCAAAUAUGAAGACAAUCUAUACAUGUACCUUUACUUUGUCAUCUUUAUUAUUUUUGGCUCAUUCUUCACACUAAACCUGUUCAUCGGUGUCAUCAUAGAUAACUUCAACCAGCAGAAAAAGAAGUUUGGAGGUCAAGACAUUUUUAUGACAGAAGAACAGAAGAAAUACUACAAUGCAAUGAAGAAGUUGGGCUCAAAGAAACCGCAAAAACCGAUACCUCGUCCUGCUAACAAAUUUCAAGGAAUGGUCUUUGAUUUUGUAACCAAACAAGUCUUUGAUAUCAGUAUCAUGAUCCUCAUCUGCCUCAACAUGGUGACCAUGAUGGUGGAAACGGAUGACCAGAGUCAGGAGAUGACCAACAUCCUGUACUGGAUCAACCUGGUGUUCAUUGUCCUGUUCACAGGAGAGUGCGUGCUGAAGCUAAUCUCCCUCCGCUAUUAUUAUUUCACCAUUGGAUGGAAUAUUUUUGAUUUUGUGGUGGUCAUUCUCUCCAUUGUAGGAAUGUUUCUUGCUGAGCUGAUAGAGAAGUAUUUUGUGUCCCCUACCCUGUUCCGAGUCAUCCGCUUGGCCAGGAUUGGACGAAUCCUACGCCUGAUCAAAGGCGCCAAGGGGAUCCGCACGCUGCUCUUUGCUCUGAUGAUGUCCCUUCCUGCGCUGUUCAACAUCGGCCUCCUGCUUUUCCUGGUCAUGUUCAUCUACGCCAUCUUUGGGAUGUCCAACUUUGCCUACGUUAAGAGGGAAGUUGGGAUUGAUGACAUGUUCAACUUUGAGACCUUUGGCAACAGCAUGAUCUGCCUGUUCCAAAUCACCACCUCUGCGGGCUGGGAUGGACUGCUGGCCCCUAUACUAAAUAGUGGACCGCCUGACUGUGACCCUGAAAAGGAUCACCCUGGAAGCUCAGUGAAGGGAGACUGUGGCAACCCAUCUGUGGGGAUUUUCUUUUUUGUCAGCUACAUCAUCAUAUCCUUCCUGGUUGUGGUGAACAUGUACAUCGCUGUCAUUCUGGAGAACUUCAGUGUUGCCACUGAAGAAAGUGCAGAGCCCCUGAGUGAGGACGACUUUGAGAUGUUCUACGAGGUCUGGGAGAAGUUCGACCCUGAUGCCACUCAGUUCAUAGAGUUCUGCAAGCUCUCUGACUUUGCAGCAGCUCUGGAUCCUCCCCUCCUCAUCGCAAAGCCAAACAAAGUCCAGCUCAUUGCCAUGGACCUGCCCAUGGUGAGUGGGGACCGCAUCCACUGCCUGGACAUCUUAUUUGCUUUUACAAAGCGUGUCUUGGGUGAGAGCGGAGAGAUGGAUGCUCUUCGAAUCCAGAUGGAAGAGCGGUUCAUGGCUUCCAAUCCCUCCAAGGUCUCUUAUGAGCCCAUUACCACCACUCUGAAACGCAAACAAGAGGAGGUAUCUGCUAUUGUCAUCCAGAGAGCAUACAGGCGCUAUCUCCUGAAGCAGAAAGUUAAGAAGGUUUCGUCUAUAUAUAAAAAAGACAAAGGUAAAGAAGAUGAGGGGACACCCAUCAAAGAAGACAUCAUCACUGAUAAACUGAAUGAGAAUUCAACUCCAGAGAAGACUGAUGUGACACCUUCCACCACUUCCCCACCUUCCUACGAUAGCGUGACCAAACCGGAGAAGGAAAAAUUUGAAAAGGACAAAUCGGAAAAAGAGGACAAGGGGAAAGAUAUCAGGGAAAGUAAAAAGUAAAAAAGAAAGAAAGAAAGAAAAUUAAUGAAAAUUAAAAAUUAAAAAAAAAAGAAUAUUCCAUUUUGUGAUCAACUGUUUACAGCCUGUGUUGGUGAUGUAUCUGUGACUCCCUCAGGAGGUCUAUGCCAAACUGACUGUUUCUAUAAGUGUAUACUUAAGGUCAGUGCCUAUAACAAGACAGGACCUCGGGUCAGCAAAGUGGGACUCACCAAACUAGACAAAGUGCACCGACAGGAGGCUUCUGUUUCACAACCAGCUGACAUAGCUGAAGAGCAGAGAGCAAUGGCUACUCAGACCAGAGGAACAUGGAAAUGGGGAGGAAAGUUAAAUUUUUAUGUAAAUUUAACUCGUGACACUUGAUAGCAUUAAUUGUCACCACUGUUUGUGUUUUAACUGCCACACCUGCCAUAUUUUUACAAAAUGUGUGCUGUGACUUUUUCUUUUUUUAAAUUCACGGGUUGUUUACUCUUAUAUGUGACUAUUUUUGUAACCGGGUUUUCGUUUGGGGAGAGGGAUUAAGGAGGGGAUUCUACAUUUCUCUAUGUAUAAUGAGAUCUAUUUUCAAUGAAGGCAUGCUGCAGUUCUCAUUCACACCUGACAAUAUCCCAUCAUACACGGAAAGAGUUUACUUCUCAUUUCAGGAUGUUUUUAGAUUUUUUGAGGUGCUUAAAUAGCUAUUCAUAUCUUUAAGGUGUUUCAUCCAGAAGAAUUUUAAUGUGCCUGUAAAUGUUCCAUAGAGUCACAACCAUCAAAGAGUUGUUUUAUUUUUACAUAGUUCAUUAUAUGUACAUGUAUAUAUGUAUAUAUGUAUAUGGCCGUGUAUAUACAUAUAUAUGUAUAUACACAUGCAUACAUAUGCACACACAGACCAUCACAUGCUCAGAGUCCUGGCAGCAUGACUAUAACAUUUUUUGAUAAGUGUCCUUUGGUAAAAACAAAAUAAAAAAUAUAUAUAUAUAUAUCCUAUCAGUCCUUUCUAAGAAGCCCAAACUACCAAAAACCAUCCCCACAGCCACUUUCUGAAGUUGGUUCUGCUUUUUUUCCUGCAGUAUUGUUUAGCCAUCUUCUGCUCUUGGUAAGGUUGACAUAGCGUAUGUCAAUUUAAAAAAAAAAAAAGUCUGCUUUGUAAAUAGUAAUUUUACCCAGUGGUGCAUGUUUGAGCCAACGAAAAUGAUUUAAGCACAGUAUUUACUGCAUCAAAUAUGUACCACAGUUAAGUAUAGUUUGCAAACUUUCAACAGGCGACAUGAUGUCAUUGGUUCCCUUAGAGUUUGAAGCUGUCACUGCUGCAUGUCUCCCUUGCUGAUGCUGCUGUAUCUUAACCCUUCUGCUCUUCAGAAGUCUAGUAGGGAAGCCAUAUGUCAGAGGUGGAGUGAGGAAGACCGGUCCAUCAGGAACUCAUUCUUCACGACACUGAGCAAUGCAUUGCAGUAAACAAGGAAGAAGUCCCGUUCUUUGUUCCCCAACCCUUAAUUGAACACUCCUGUGAGACCUCUGACGGUGUAAACAAGUGGCAGGCUGCUUAGAUCUGUUGAAGGUAUAUGGUUAGAGUUUUCUAAGGAAAUAUACAUAUUGUAAAAAAAAAAAAAAAGGGAAGGGGUUCAUUUUAUUUUAUUUUAUUUCAAAGCCUUUUGUACAUUAAAAGUAUCUUCAGGUUGAUGUCAUAGUUCUCUCAUUAGUUUCUGUUCCUGGCACUUUUUAAUUAAGGCACUCCGUCAAGAAAGAGAUAAGGCCGAAGAGGCAGUAUAGGGCUCUGCUGUCGUUGUUGGUACUGUGGACUUGCACAUACUUCCACUUGAACCAAUUCUCAUUCCAAGUCUAAUGUCCAUUUGCUUUCAAUAGUGAUGCCUUAUCAUUGACAAGAGAUUUCAAGGGGAGCAGAUGAUAGAUACUCUUGGCAUUGCCUAAGUAGGAUGUCCUCACCUAGCCUCCCCGCCCCCACACACUUAUCCAUCUUCUUAAUGUUCGUUUACACAGAUAGAUAGAUGGAUAGAUAGAAUCUUACUGACCCACAUGGCACUAGAGCUGUAUCAGAUAUGAUUUGGAAACCAAGUUUUCUCUCUCUCUCUCUCUCUCUCUCUCUCUCUCUCUCUCUCUCACGCACUCAAUCUGUUUUCCACAAAACCAGUUAGUGAAAUGAUCUUACCAAUCACAAACAUUUUGUUUCACAAAAACAACCUUCAAUGUAGAUUCUUUAUACUAAAGCUGUUGACUUGUAGUGUGUUGAUGAAUGCAUGCGGGAAAAUGCUAUUUACCAUACAGAGCUACUGGUAAGCCACAAGCCACAUUACAAUCAAGCCAAAAUAAUAAAGUUUUUUUUUUUUGCUUUGGUUUCUGUAUUUAUUGUUUUGUCUGUGUUUCUAUCCUCGAGAUGCCAGUUAGAGGUAAAUUUCUAUCAUGUAAAAAUGAUCUAUCUGAAAAAUUUAAAUGUAAAAAAAGUACACAUUAAGUAUAAUAAUUCAUCUUUAAAUUUUUCAUGGAAUGGAAACUAAGAAGAAUGUAUUGGAUAUCUAGUUUUAAUAUUGGCCAAAAAAACACAGCUAUGGUACCAGGUAGAGUAGUGGAAAGUUACAAAAAAUUAAUAAAAAAAAAUUGACUAACA